Messenger RNA from Symphalangus syndactylus (siamang), 2626 nucleotides. RefSeq names its product tec protein tyrosine kinase (gene TEC). Gene Ontology annotation, molecular function: ATP binding; protein tyrosine kinase activity; protein binding. NCBI's taxonomy places the organism in Eukaryota, Metazoa, Chordata, Mammalia, Primates, Hylobatidae. Gene Ontology annotation, biological process: protein phosphorylation; intracellular signal transduction. The record is from RefSeq and is a predicted model, not a curated record.
GAUCAACUGUUCCUGACAUAAAAAGGAAGUGCUAAUCUAGCCACUGGCUGGCUCAGUAUUGGUUUCAUACUGUAAGACAGAACUAAAAUAACAGCCUCAAAGGGUAAAAAUAGUGGAGUCACAUGAAGCAUCAACCGUCAUUUUAAAAACAGAAUUGUAAGACCCAUGAGGAAAGGUUGAUUUCUUUUUCUGUUUGAAAAGAGUGGAUAUUGGUAGACACUGGUCGUUUCUAUUAUGGCCUCCUGUAAUUUUAGAAAACUGAUAUUUGUCAUGACCUGAGGAAACAUCUCAUUCAUGGCUUUUAUAAGACAUAGUCAAAUUCAACAUCAAUUCUCAGAAGAUCUUUCUUGGGGUCUAGAAGAAGAAAUACAGAAAGGGGUUUAUUGAUGUUUCAAAAAUCAAGUGUGUGGAAAUAGUGAAGAAUGAUGAUGGUGUCAUUCCCUGUCAAAAUAAGUAUCCAUUUCAGGUUGUUCAUGAUGCUAACACACUUUACAUUUUUGCACCUAGUCCACAGAGCAGGGACCUGUGGGUGAAGAAGUUAAAAGAAGAAAUAAAGAACAACAAUAAUAUUAUGAUUAAAUAUCAUCCUAAAUUCUGGACAGAUGGAAGUUAUCAGUGUUGUAGACAAACUGAAAAAUUAGCACCCGGAUGUGAAAAAUACAAUCUUUUUGAGAGUAGUAUAAGGAAAGCACUACCUCCAGCACCAGAAACAAAGAAGCGAAGGCCUCCCCCACCAAUUCCACUAGAAGAAGAAGAUAAUAGUGAAGAAAUCGUUGUAGCCAUGUAUGAUUUCCAAGCGACAGAAGGACAUGAUCUCAGAUUAGAGAGAGGCCAAGAGUAUCUCAUUUUAGAAAAGAAUGAUGUUCAUUGGUGGAGAGCAAGAGAUAAAUAUGGGAAUGAAGGAUAUAUCCCAAGCAAUUAUGUAACGGGAAAGAAAUCAAACAACUUAGAUCAAUAUGAAUGGUAUUGCAGAAAUAUGAAUAGAAGCAAGGCAGAGCAACUCCUCCGCAGUGAAGAUAAAGAAGGCGGUUUUAUGGUAAGAGAUUCCAGUCAACCAGGCUUGUACACAGUCUCCCUUUAUACCAAGUUUGGAGGAGAAGGUUCAUCGGGUUUCAGGCAUUAUCAUAUAAAGGAAACAACAACAUCUCCAAAGAAGUAUUACCUAGCUGAAAAACAUGCUUUCGGCUCCAUUCCUGAGAUUAUUGAAUAUCAUAAGCACAAUGCAGCAGGACUCGUCACCCGGCUUCGGUACCCAGUUAGUGUGAAAGGGAAGAAUGCACCCACCACUGCAGGAUUCAGCUAUGAGAAAUGGGAGAUUAACCCUUCAGAACUGACCUUUAUGAGGGAAUUGGGAAGUGGACUGUUUGGAGUUGUGAGGCUUGGCAAAUGGCGAGCCCAGUACAAAGUCGCAAUCAAAGCUAUUCGGGAAGGUGCGAUGUGCGAGGAGGACUUUAUAGAAGAAGCUAAAGUGAUGAUGAAACUGACACACCCGAAGUUAGUGCAGCUUUAUGGUGUAUGCACCCAGCAGAAACCGAUAUACAUUGUUACCGAGUUCAUGGAAAGGGGCUGCCUUCUGAAUUUCCUCCGACAGAGACAAGGUCAUUUCAGUAGAGACGUGCUGCUGAGCAUGUGUCAGGAUGUGUGUGAAGGGAUGGAGUAUCUGGAGAGAAACAGCUUCAUCCACAGAGAUCUGGCUGCCAGAAAUUGUCUAGUAAGUGAGGCGGGAGUUGUAAAAGUAUCUGAUUUUGGAAUGGCCAGGUAUGUUCUGGAUGAUCAGUACACAAGUUCUUCUGGUGCUAAGUUUCCCGUGAAGUGGUGUCCACCUGAAGUAUUUAAUUACAGCCGCUUCAGCAGCAAAUCAGAUGUCUGGUCAUUUGGUGUUUUAAUGUGGGAAGUAUUCACGGAAGGCAGAAUGCCUUUUGAAAAAUACACCAAUUAUGAAGUGGUAACCAUGGUUACUCGAGGCCACCGACUCUACCAGCCAAAGUUGGCGUCCAGCUAUGUAUAUGAGGUGAUGCUGAGAUGUUGGCAGGAGAAACCAGAGGGAAGGCCUUCUUUUGAAGAUCUGCUGCGCACAAUAGAUGAACUAGUUGAAUGUGAAGAAACUUUUGGAAGAUAAGUGAUGUGACCAGUGGCGCCCAGACUCCCAAGCACAAGGAAGGAUGGGCAUUUCGUGGCUUUUAAUUUAUUGAGCACUUGAACAUGUAGAUCGUUUUACUUAUACAGUGGAAACACAUAAAUAAUUUGCUUCUAGACCAGCCUCUGUCUAGACUUGCUUCUAGACAGAAUCUCCCAGAGUGUGGAAAUGUUGCCUUAGAAAUGGUGAUUAAAAUCACUCAUUUCUAUUCAUUCCUCAGGCACUUGAGUGACAGUUGUUUACCAGGCACUGUGUGUAGCCCCAGGGUUUGGCCAUUUAGGGGUGCACACAUGGGACCACGUUAGCUGAUGCCAGUUGAAGGCGAGGGUAUUUGGGAAGGAGAAGGGUAUUAGUCAUGACCAAGCAACCCUUCUUUUUCCCUUUGACUUCUACAGAAAUCUGGGCCUGAGACACUGUCUACAAUUGGGUUCUAGAUAAAUCAGGAACCCACCUUGGAUAAAUAAAUACCUAUCGUUUGUUUUGAAAACA